This is a messenger RNA of Umbelopsis ramanniana AG, 2005 nucleotides long. RefSeq lists its product as uncharacterized. Lineage: Eukaryota; Fungi; Mucoromycota; Umbelopsidomycetes; Umbelopsidales; Umbelopsidaceae. The transcript has 4 exons. The coding region runs from base 242 to 1600 and encodes 452 amino acids. Gene Ontology annotation, molecular function: carbohydrate:proton symporter activity. The record is from RefSeq and is a predicted model, not a curated record. Gene Ontology annotation, biological process: carbohydrate transport; transmembrane transport. Gene Ontology annotation, cellular component: membrane.
AUGACUCAUAUUGAAAAAGUCGACCACUCUAUCGAAGAGUCUUACCUCUCUCCACCGGCUCGUAAGAGCCAUGGAAGAAGAAGAACUGUGUAUAUCUCGGGACUAUUAGCAGCUUUAGGAGGAGUACGUUUAUGCCGAUCGCUGAUAUUCUGAUGUGUCUCCUAACUUGUUUGUCUUAUAACAGUUCAUUUGUGGAUACGAUACUGGAGCCGUAGCAGGUAUUCUAUCUCUACCAACGUUUAUGGCAGCUUUCCCGGAUAUCAAUGCCUACCUGAAGAGUGUUCUUCUUGUCAUGACUUUGGCGCUUGGCGGUUUAGGCGCUCUGUCAUCUGCUUAUUUUUGUGGUAAGGUUUCACUCGCACUGACAGUACAUAAUCGUAGCUUCCCACUAAAAGACUUUGAACUGCAUCUUAUAGACAAGAUAGGCAGGAAGUACUCUAUCAUUGUAUCGUGCUUUAUCUUUGCUAUUGGAGUCCUUAUGCAAGUCAUUGGCAUGAAAUAUGGCGUUCUAUUGGCUGGAAGAAUCAUUGCUGGUAUCGGAAAUGGUAUCAUUACAAACAGCAUCCCUCUCUAUCACUCUGAAAUUGCCCCUGCGGACAUUCGUGGCCGACUCAUUAGUCUUUACACGGUGAUGAAGUCAUUUGGUACGCUAAUAGGCUACUUUGUGACUUACGGAACCAGUUUCUUGGUCACUUCGUGGGGAUGGCGUGCUCCGUGGCUCAUUGAGCUGCUCCUGUGCGUUGGACUUGGAAUAUUUUCAUUCACUCUACCCUUUUCACCUCGUUGGCUCAUCUAUCAAGGCCGGGACGAAGAAUCGCUGCAAGUCCUGAGCGAUCUCCGGGAAGCUCCUAUAACCGAUGUCAAUAUUCAAGCGGAGUUUAAUGAGAUUAAGCAAGAGCUCGAUUAUGAAAGAUCUCUUGGCCAAGCAACCGUUUGGGAGUUGUUCCAGGGUACCAACCGCAAGAGAACCCUUAUUUCAUUUACCUUGGCUUUAGGUGCUGCUCUGACUGGCACUCAAGCGGUUCGCUACUUUGCUCCCACUGUUUUCAAGAGUGCUGGCCUUUCCAGUGUCUCUUCAUCCUUGGUAGCAACUUGCGGUGUCGGUGCUUUUGGCUUCUUGGGAACUCUCGUAACCGUAACCUUCUUGGACAGAUGGGGCCGCAAACCCAUCUUGCUCUCAGGCACAUGGAUGAUGUGUAUCAGCAUGAUGAUGAUUGGCGCCAUGUUUCAAGCCUUUUCACACAUGGAUGCUCAAGGAAACAUCAUCAUGACAUCGGUCCCUGCUCGUAAUGCUAUCAUGGCUUUCUUGUUCAUCUUCAGUUUUUGUUAUUCUUACUCGCUGGGCAUCGUUUCUUUCGUCGUACCUUCAGAGAUUUUUAAUAUGCGCUGUCGUGCAAAGGGUUGCGCCCUCACAUUUUCAAUUUUUUGGAUUUUCUCCAUUUUCACUACCUUGAUUAUGCCUGUGUUCUCAGCUCACAGUGCAUCUGCUGCCUACUUCUUUUUUGGUGCCUGCUGCUUUGUAGCUGGUGUAUGGUACUUCUUUGUACCUGAAUCCAAAGACAUCACACUGGAGCAAAUGGAGCAAUUGUUCUCAAAGUAAGCAUUUUACCAUUCUUCGUAUUUUGUGCGCCAUCCUUCCCCCUUUUUUUCUUUCUUUCUUUACUUCUUGGGUGGCCACAUCUUUCUUAUGAUUCAGUUACCUAUCCUUCUUCUUCGGAAUACAAACGAGGGUGACAUUGCUUCGGCUUUGUCUACCCUCAUUUCUUCUCCUUCACUUACUGGCACAAGGGGUGCUGUACUUUGACAUGGUUGCACCAUGUCAAGUCGGCUGAGAUCAUACCCUCAAGUGACUCAUUUCCAUGCAUUCUGCUCUGCUCUUUUUUAUGCAAAGUAAUGGAAAUGGUUGCUCAAGCGGAUUCACGUUAAUGCGUGCGGCGCGAUGUGCUUGUAAAACUUGUGCAAUUUGCACACUUUUUGCAUUGGAGGCUACUAUGUAGCCUCCUUU